Messenger RNA from Arachis stenosperma, 5225 nucleotides. Its product is annotated as protein SCAR2. Gene Ontology annotation, biological process: actin cytoskeleton organization; positive regulation of Arp2/3 complex-mediated actin nucleation. NCBI's taxonomy places the organism in Eukaryota, Viridiplantae, Streptophyta, Magnoliopsida, Fabales, Fabaceae. Gene Ontology annotation, cellular component: cytoskeleton. The transcript is spliced from 9 exons. Gene Ontology annotation, molecular function: Arp2/3 complex binding; actin binding; protein kinase A regulatory subunit binding. The coding region runs from base 239 to 4789 and encodes 1516 amino acids. The record is from RefSeq and is a predicted model, not a curated record.
AAUAUAAACCAAAAACAAAAAGGAAAGGAUUUUUUUUAAGAUAGAAGAAAAAGAAAAAGAAAAAGCGCACUCUCUCUCUCACCCCCCGUGUUUCCCUCUCUUCUUUCUCUCUCUUCCAUUUCCAUGGUGCAACGGCCAGAACACACAGCGUCUCCGGAGAAAAGAUAAGAGAACAGAGCCAGCAGAAAACGGUGAUCGGAGCAGAAUCAGGGUUCCGAUACUGUCUGAAACUCGAAGAAUGCCAAUUUCGAGGUUCCACAUUCGGACCGAGCACAGCUUGGCCGAUCCGGAGCUCCACCGCGCCGCCGAUAAGGAUGAUCCCGAGGCUCUCCUCGAAGCCGUCGCCAUGGCUGGACUCGUCGGAGUCCUUCGCCAGCUCGGCGACCUUGCUCAGUUUGCUGCCGAGAUCUUCCAUGACUUGCAUGAAGAAGUAAUGGCCACUGCCGCGAGAGGCCACAGUCUUAUUUCUCGUGUUCAGCAACUUGAAGCUGAAGUUCCUGCACUCGAGAAAGCUUUUUUGUCACAAACUCAUCAUCAUUCAUUCUUUACAAAUGGAGGGAUUGAAUGGCAUCCUAAUCUCCAAUCUGAACAGAAUCUUGUUACUCGCGGAGACUUACCUCGAUUUAUAAUGGAUUCGUAUGAAGAAUGUCGUGCUCCCCCAAGGCUGUUCCUUCUAGACAAGUUUGAUGUGGCUGGGGCUGGGGCAUGUCUGAAGCGGUAUACUGAUCCAUCAUUCUUUAAAGUGGAGUCCUCUGUAAGAACAGUAGAAGUUCACAGGGAAAAAAGGAUUCGUAAGGUCAAGCAGAAGAAAGUAUCACAAUCAAGGAAUGGUACAAAACCUGAAGUUGUCUCAUCCCAUGCCAAACUGCACCAGUUGUUCCUUGAGGAGCGCAUUGAGAAUGCUUGCAAUGAUCCUGCACGUCUUGUGAAGUUGAAGAAAAAACAGUUGAAUGGAUCGGCAGUAGAUUCAAAGACUGGGAAAAGUUACAUGGAGAAGAUUUUUGAGAAUUCCUCACCAGAUCAUAAAAUGGUUUGUGAAGCCUCAAUCACUCCACACCCACUGAAAUCAAUGUUUGAUGCUGAUGACAAUGGGAUUACAGUACUUGAAAUCAGUAGUCUUAGCUCUGUGAAAAGGUCACCAGGAUAUGAAAGCAAAAGAUCAUCACCACUCAAUGAGCAGGAAUUAGAACUGAAACCAUACUCUGAAAUUGAUAGGGUGAGGAAUGGAGAUUUUGUGCAAGUGCAUGAAGAUGUCUUAGGAGGCGUGACACAUAAAACGCCUUUAAAUCAUCCCAAGGUACCUGAUGAGAGACAAUUGGUAGUUGAACAAAAGAACAGAGAAUGCAUCUUGGAUGGUUACCAUUCUGAUGACGUGACUAGCGAGGUUGAUGAUUACAUGGAUGCCUUAGCUUCCAUCGAAGAACUGGAAACAGAAAUUGAGUGUAGACCAAAGAAAAGCUUAUUCCAUAUUCAAAAGACAAGUGAUUCAAAUGGCAAAGAAGAACAUCAACUGCAAGCUCAAUUUUCAGAUUCUCAAUCAUUUGGGGACUCCUUGACAUCUGAAGAAAUUGAUUCAGUUGAUCAAGAUCGAAAUGAUGAACGUACCGAAGUGCAAGCUCAGCUGUCAGAUUCUCAAUCAACACGAAGCUCCAAUGCAUCAGAUGAUAGCAGAUCAUCCAGAAGAGUCAGAAUUGCUGAACGCACCCAACUGCAAACUCCGUUUUCAGAUUCUCAAUCUAUUGGAAACUCCUCCAUAUCAGAGAUUGAAUAUAUGCCAUCCAACCAGCUUGACCAAAAUGUUGAGUUGCAAAGUACUCAUUGUGGUGGGUUUGUCACGCAUGACAAAGGACAUGUUUAUGGAGAAGAUAUCUCUGGUUUUGGACCAGCUGCUUCUGUUUCAUGUCUAAUGGAUUCAGGACAUUCAUUGUUAUCUUUAGAUCCUGGGCCCCUCUCCUCAAUGUGCCUCCCUAUAAGGACUCAAUCUGGUGAAACACAAUCUGGCCCUGUUGAAACUCAUCAAAGCUUAGAAGAUGAUGAAGACAGGAAGUCACUUGUUGAAUCUGUGAUGAAAGAUGAUGCUUGCUCUAUUGUUUCUUCCAAUAACAAAUCUCUGGAUAGCUUGGAUGUUUGUGAUCCAUGUGUUAGUUCCAAUGCUUUAGAAGUUUUUAAUGAUUUGAACUUGGCACAGGAAGAUGAAUAUGGUAAUCAUUCUGCAAUAACAGUAUUGCAGGAAGAAUCUGCUAAUAAAUACUCUUCUGCAAUUUCGGAUUCCGGUGAUAUGGGUUUUCAAGGAGAGAAUCCAAUUUUCCCAUCCAUGAAAGCAGACUUGAAUUUGGGUACCAAGUUGGCACUUGGUGGCCGAGACUUUAAUUCUGAGAAUGGUGUAAAUGAAAUCCAACACAUCUCGGAGGAUUUGUCUCCUGCUUUGGAGACUCCACAAAUAAGUAACAUUACAGAGGAACUAUCGGAUUUUACUCUAAAUCAACCGGAUGAGCCACAUUCAGCAGAAUCUGAAGUUUUCUGUUCUGAGCAGCAAUCAACUUUUGAAGACAUACAAAGGAUGCUGCUUGCUGAUGAAAAAGGUGGAUCCAAAGUUGAAGAUGAUGUUCAUAUUAAAUAUCUGUCUUCCCUUGAUAACAAUAAGCAGGACAAUCUUGUCUUUGUAAAUGACAUGUCCACUGAAAAGGUUCAUUCAGAUCAGGCUUUUUCUGCUCUUCAUUUGGUUGAUAGUGCUGAAAAUGGUGCAAGUACUUUUAAUUCUCUGUCCUCAGGUUUUGUUUCUUCCCCAUCAAGGAAUGCUUCAGAUUUGAGUUCUUUUAGUUCCCAUCGGAAUGAAAUAAAAUACAAUGAGGCCGAUUUGACAAAAGUUUAUGUAGGAUUGAAUUCAGAGAAGAGGGUAAAUAAAUUGGAAUCGCCUUCAGACAUCAUAUCUUCUCCAGCUAAAAGGCUUACAGAUUUGGAAGAAUCUACAUUUGCAGAUUCUCAUGAGAAAGAGAUGGAAGUCAAUGAGGUAGUUCCUCAGAAAUAUUUGACAGCCUUAGUGGCCCCAAGGGUGGUGGAUCAACUUGAAAUUGGUUCUGCUGACAUACAGUCAAAUCCGAACAGAUCUGUACCCUGUGAUCCAUGUCAUUCUGAAAUAUGUAACAAUAUCCAAGAGGAGAGAAUUCAAAAUCUUUCUGCUGUCAGUGAAAUGAAAGUGGUGGACUCAAGUUCAGAGCUAGACUCUGAGAGGUCAGAAUCUGUAUGUCUUUCUCAGAAUGAUGUACAGAACAACAAAGAGAGUUUGUCAUCACCUUCCUUUAACCAGCUGAAGCCAGAAACACAUUCAGAGCUGAUCGUGGAAUCACCGGUUAAUCAACGGGAUGCAGAAGUUCAGCUCAGAAAUGAUGGAUACCAUGCCCUUGAGAAAUUUCAAUUUCAUCACCAAUCUUCAAGUCAGUUGGAACAACUAAGAAUCCAUCCAGAUGAACAGUCAUCAUUUGAUUUCUCGUCUAAGUCAUUUUUGCAGGAGACCAGUCCCACCAAGCAUGUCAUGCAUUCAUUGCAUCCCCUGAUUCCGGAGUUAACCAAUAAUCAGGAGGAGGUACCUCCUAUGCCCCCUUUACCACCAAUGCAGUGGAGAACGAGCAAGGUUCAACAUUCUUCCCUAGUUUCACAGAGGGAAGAAAUAGAAGCAACUCAUGCAUCAUUGCAACCAAUACAGCCAGUUAAACCUGAUGAUAAGUCUCAGUUUGGUUUAUCAACCUCUGAUAGAGACACUAUACUGUAUCAAAAUCCAUUUUUGCCUGUCAUGGCUGUGGAAAGCAGUAAACUCCAGCGUUCUCCUGGGUUUUUAGCUGGUUUACCAGAGCAUUCAGUUGCUAUUCCCUUGCAAUUUCCUAUCAUGAUAAAUAAAUCAAAUAGUCAAUAUAGUUACCUGGUUAUGGAAAAAAGCCAACAUCAGAACUCAUUUUUAACACUACCUGUGGUAUCUACGAGCAGGCCUCCACAUGGAUAUGUCAUUGCUUCAGAGGGAGAAACGGUACAGAGUGCAAGUCCAUGCACAUCAAUUCCACCUUCUGAACGUUGUGUUUCUGGAUCUUAUCCAAUCUCUCCACAAGACAAACCGAGUGCGUCUUCAAGUGAAUUAACAGAAAGGACUAGUUUGGAGGUCAAGGAUGAAUCUGGAGAAUCGCAUUUGAUGCCACCUACUGAACUUGCUGCUUCUGGAAAUGAUCUCACCUCAGCAAGAGAACAUAUCACCCCAAGACAAUUAACAGAAGAGACUAGUAGCUUAGAAGUUAAAACAUUUGAGCAGUCUUCGAUUUAUUCAGAAAGGAAACAGGGAGAUCCCUCUAUCUCACCAAUGGCACCACCAGGCAUAGAAGUUGGGCAGCCCAAUGACAGUCUGUUGCCUUCAAAGGGGGGAACGGCAUCGCCAUUGGAUAAAUCUUCCCGAACACCAGAGUUUGAUAAUAAAAUGCCAAAUGGAAAGCCGAAGAAUAAGAUUGUUCGUCCUGAGAGUCCUAUAAUUGAUAUUGUUGCUGCUCUUGACAGAAGCAAGCUGAGAAAAGUUUCCGAACGGAUUAUUCCUCCAAAACCACCCAAGUUAGAUGAAAGAGAUUCAUUGUUAGAGCAGAUAAGAUCAAAGUCCUUCAACUUGAGACCUGCUGCAGCUACACGACCCAUCAUGCAGGGUCCGAAAACAAAUUUGAGGGUUGCUGCCAUCUUGGAGAAAGCAAAUUCAAUUCGCCAGGCAUUGGCUGGAAGUGAUGAAGAUGAUGAUACAGAUAGUUGGAGUGAUUCUUGAGCGGGAAACACAAUACAUAUAAUUCUUUAUCUUACUCCAUGUUCAUAGUUCACUCGGGACAACUUAAGUCCCUUCCAGAGUUCGCUUAAUCACACACAUAUAGGUGCAUGAACUUAGGAACAAGCAUGCAGUGCGUUUAGUAUCACUUCAAAACUCAUCCAUUUUUUCGGUGGUGAAUACCGAUUCAGUCAAAGGCUCAGCCCGUUAUCGCUGACCAAUCUUAGACAAAUCAUCCACAUUUCCUUCUUUUUUUUAGAAAAAAAAAAUAAGUACGUGUAUAUUUGUGUUGAUGUGUUGUGCUUCAUGAUUACCCAAUUUUGUAAUAUAGUGGUUUCUCGUAAUUGCAUCAUGAACAUGUAUCAUCAUGUAGCUAAUAUGCUUGUGUCCAAUACCAUAGUAUAUUUUUAGACGCGAGUAAAAUUGCUUUGAAUGUAUA